Eublepharis macularius is the source of this 927-nucleotide messenger RNA. RefSeq names its product olfactory receptor 5V1-like. Gene Ontology annotation, molecular function: G protein-coupled receptor activity; olfactory receptor activity. Lineage: Eukaryota; Metazoa; Chordata; Lepidosauria; Squamata; Eublepharidae. Gene Ontology annotation, biological process: G protein-coupled receptor signaling pathway. Bases 1 to 927 code for a protein of 308 amino acids. Gene Ontology annotation, cellular component: membrane. The transcript has a single exon. The record is from RefSeq and is a predicted model, not a curated record.
AUGGAAGCGCAAAACCAAAGUGGGUUGACCGAAUUCAUCAUCCUUGGCUUUAGAAAUCUUCAGAAGGAACAUUUCUUUCUCUUCAGUGGGUUCUUGAUCACCUAUGGAUUCACUGUGGUAUGGAAUACUUUAAUCAUUAUCUUAGCCAUGGUGGACCAGAAGCUCAGAACCCCCAUGUAUUUCUUCCUUGGCAAUCUCUCCUUUCUUGACAUCUGCUAUACAACCACUACAAUCCCCCAAAUGUUGGCUCACCUUCUUUCAUGGAAAAGUAGCAUCUCCUAUAUGGGCUGUGCGCUCCAGCUGUAUUUUUUCUUCUCCUUCGUAGGUAUUGAAUGCCUCCUUUUGGCAGUGAUGGCUUUUGACCGCUAUGUUGCCAUAUGCAAACCUCUGCGCUAUUCUUUGAUUGUCAGCAGGAAUACUUGCCUCCAACUGGUCAUAGUCUGCUGGGCUGGUGGAUUCCUCAAUUCUGCAGUGCACACUGUCUUUGCCUUCCGACUGCCCUUUUGUGGGGACAACCACAUCGAUGCUUUCUACUGUGACAUUCCACCUUUGCUGAAGCUGUCAUGUGGGGACAUUACCCUCAAUCAAAUGCUCUUGCUAUUCAUUGGCUUAUUCAUAGCAUGGACACCAAUGUUCUGUAUAAUUCUGUCUUAUGUUUACAUUGUUUCAACUGUUCUAAAGAUCCGUUCCUCACAAGGAAGGCAAAAGGCUUUCUCAACCUGCUCCUCUCAUCUCACUGUGGUCCUUCUUUAUUAUGGCAGUUGCAUUUUCACCUAUUUAAGACCCAUUCCCACUGAGUCAUCAGUUAAUACUAAGCUCAUCCCUCUCAUGUAUAGCAUUCUGACCCCAUUGCUAAACCCUAUUAUAUAUACUUUACGCAACAAGGAUGUAAAGAAAGCCUGGCAAGGUUUACUGGGAAUAAUUUGA